Molecule: messenger RNA, 4804 nt
Organism: Ostrea edulis (European flat oyster)
Lineage: Eukaryota; Metazoa; Mollusca; Bivalvia; Ostreida; Ostreidae
Product: ubiquitin carboxyl-terminal hydrolase 2-like
Exons: 14
Coding region: 328-2160 (610 amino acids)
Biological process (GO): protein deubiquitination
Cellular component (GO): cytoplasm
Molecular function (GO): cysteine-type deubiquitinase activity
Source: RefSeq, a predicted model, not a curated record
AAUGAGGAGUGGAAAUAUCCGUACAGUAAGCUAUCUAAAAUUAGUACUUUUUACUCACAUAAGAAUGUAUAACAUACAAUACUUUUUAAAAUCAAAUAUUUUCUGAAUUUUUAUCAAUUUGUUUACAUUGAUGAGCAAAACGUAUUUACGGAAGUAUUUCCGGUUUUGUAUUCUACCGUCUCCUACCAAAUAACGUCGGUGUUGUGAUUCGCUGAGAGAGACUAAAAAAUAAGGUGACUGAAAUGUAGAUCAUUUUACUCAUAUGUGCUAAACAGAUGAAAGGAAUGUACACCUCAGGUUCCUGAUAAGGGAAAAUAAGUUGUAUCCAUGACGACUUACUACAGUGGCUACAAUAUGCCAGGUGUUCCUAGAUCAACAGGAUACUCAGGAAGCUAUAGUUCUGGUAGUACAAGAACUUUACCAAGACAGCGCACAUCUAGUUUAAAUCGAGAAAACAGCGCAACAAGGAAUUUCACUCAGAGCAGCAAACCUCCCAGGCCACUCCCAAAUGGUCCAGGCCCCCUAGACAGUAAUGGCAGAAAAAUAGAUGGUACUGGAUUGUACAAAAUAAAAACUACCUCAUCAUCUAGCCUCCGUUCUCCAGGACCUAUCAAGGCUACAAAUACAUAUAAUAGUACAUACUCAACUUCAUAUGGCACAGCAUAUGGUACGGGGUCAUUGUCUAGACCUGAUAGUGGACUCAAGCAAAGGCGGUCCACAAGCAUAUCAAAUAUCAAUGACCGAUUAUCAGAUCUGAAAGUGACAGACACUGAAUCACGAAGAUCAAGGAACAGGGAUGAGUCCAAUGGGUUCUCAUCAUACAGGUCCUCGCAUGAUGAUUAUACCCCGAGGAGUUCAAAAUCAAAACUGGACAAUGAUAAAAAUGAUGACAUAUUCAGCACAUCAAGAACAAGUUCUAGAAACAGUAAAUUUUUGAAGGAUAACAAUUCUUUUGAUUUGAAUGAUGAUAGCUACACUCCAACAAUUAGUAGAAAAAGAGAUGGAAGUUUGCCUCCAAUGUCCAGGAAAGACUCCAGUUCUCUGGACUCGAAGUCAUCAUUCACUCGCCAGAACUCUGUGUCCCCUACAAGUGUCAAUGGUUCCAUAUCUCAGCACUUGAAUGGUGGAAAAGUUGGUCUUAGAAAUUUGGGAAACACUUGUUUCAUGAAUAGUGUACUGCAGUGCCUUAGCAACACCAAGCCUUUGUUAGAGUAUUUUGUAAAGGAAGACUUCAUAUUGGACAAAAACACAAGCAUUAGUUCCAUGAAGGGUCAAUUGGUUACAGCAUAUGCCAACUUAAUGAAAUCAAUGUGGGCAGAGAGAAGUGAUUCCCAUGUGUCGCCCAAUGCCUUCAAGACUCAAAUUCAGAGAUUUGCACCAAGAUUCAUGGGAUAUGCUCAACAGGAUGCCCAAGAGUUCUUGCGGUAUCUUCUGGAGGGUCUUCAUGAGGAUGUUAACAAGGUCACCAGUAAGCCCAAGCCAGUCACCAUUCAAGAUGAUGAUUUCAGCAAUGACCAGGACAAGGCCAAAGAAUACUGGAGAGUUUAUCUAACUUAUGAUAACAGUCACAUUGUUGAAAUUUUUGUUGGCCAGUUGAAAAGUGAAUUAAAGUUUGAUUGCGAUCACCGUUCAGUGACCUUUGACCCAUUCUGGGAUUUGUCUGUUCCAAUACCCAAAGUUAGUCUAUCUAUGCGCAGUGAUGUUAAUAUCAUCCAGUGCAUAACAGCAUUCAUGAAAGCAGAAGUUUUGGAUGGAGAGGAAAGACCAACUUGCUCCGUGUGCAAGAAGAGAAUGCGGUGCACUAAAAGUUUUUCCAUACAACGAUUUCCUACCAUUCUGGUAUUACAUUUAAAAAGAUUUAGUCAAGGCAGAUACAGCCAGAAAGUGUCAACGUGCAUUGACUUUCCACUAGUCCUAGAUAUGUCGGAAUACUCAGCAGAAAAAGGAGGAAAGCGAGUAUUAUACAACUUGUAUGGUGUCAGUAACCACAGUGGCGGCGUGCAUUCUGGUCACUAUACAGCCAACUGCAAGCAUCCCUACAAUGGGGAAUGGAAUGUUUUCAGUGACACAAGGGUCAGCCCAACAAGUGCUAGUCGAGCAGUUUCAUCAGAAGCCUACCUCCUGUUUUAUGAACGAGUCACUGACCCGUCUCGUCUAUGAUCCAGGUCACUAGAAAGCUUAAAAUAACAUUGAGUAGGAAUCAGCAUUAGAACUGGUGUGGAUUUUAUUACAAAUCAUGGCAUGAUCAUCAGCAUCCCCCUUUUUUUUAUAUAGCAGUCUCCAAAUUUCCUAUCAGCUUUUGCUCCCUUUAUACUAUGAUUUUCUCCUGAUCAUAUUUUUAAAAUCCCUGUAUUUGACUUUUUAAGAUCAUUUCACCUUUAGCAGUUUAAAUCAUGUAUUUCAGCAGGUACAUGGAUAUAAAAUUUUCAUAUACAGUGUCUUUGAUAUUGUCUAUUGUUUUCCUCAUAAACAAGGUAUUCUAUAUGCAAAGAUAUAUUGUUCAAUUAAAGCAUUGUAUGCAUUCUCAUAGAAUUGUAAAUAAUGAGACUUAUUGUGAUUGUUAUGAAAUGUGUUUAUUACUGUUACGGGGUAUGAAAAUCAAAGAAUAUGUAUAAACAUUUGACAGGGCUUGGAAUUUGAGUAUUACAUUAGAUUUGUAAAUAGUGUACAAAUCACAGGCUAAACUUUAAAAAAAGAGGAAAUGUACAUGAAAAUGUACAUUAUAUACAUGUAUUUAUUAUUGUUGAAAUUUUUACAGCUUGAAAAAGCUCUGCUUUAUUAUUGCAUUUGUAUUUAAAAUCUUAUUUGUACAUUGCAGAUUUAAUUUAUUGCUGAUUGUUUACCCUACAUGUAAAUGUAUGAGAUAAUUUCUUGGAUCAUUGAUAUUACUUGUUGAUAGGACACACAAAGCACAAAUUAAUUAUAAUGUUUGGAAGGUUGACUAAUAAGCAUUCUGUGAUAUGUUAUUUAAGGCACAGUUUGAGCUUUUAUCAUUUUUUUUUUUUAAGUUGCACAGUGUUAAUUAUUAAGAUGUUAUCUGAUUAUUAUUUUCUAUGUUGUGAUUAAAAUAUUGAAAGUUAGAAUUACAUUUUUUUGCAUUAAUAGAAUAGAUAUAAUUAUUUAAAAAGAUAUAUAUCCCAAUGGCUUUUUAAUCUAUUUAUUACUAAAAUAUUAAUACAUAUAUUCAGUGGAGAGGAACAGGAUUAUAAUAUUUUGAUGUAUAAAUGAUAUUUGCUUCCUUCUAAAAACAAAAACAUACUUUUACAUGUAUUUAUUCCUGCAGAGCAAUUGGAGAUGAACAAAUGUUGAUAUGUCAUUUGACAUAUUUACAUAUAGAUAUAACUGAAUGGUAUGAUUGUACAGCCUGUUUAAUAGUGUAUAAUGAAGUCGUUUACAUCCAAACUAUUACAGUGAUUUGUUAUCAGUGAACAGUUAUAAAUAUGGUAUAUCAUGUACUUGUAUUACAGUUUUAUCAUACAGGUUUUUUAAGUGAUUCAAAGUACUUGUUAUAUAGGCCUAUAUUAUGCAUGUUAAUAAACAUUUAUUGUUGAACAUUUUGCCCUUCUUGCUAGCUAAUUAUUGUUUAUCAAAUAAGUAUAUUCGAAACAUUACAAGCAAUUGUGAUCUGUGCUUGACCUCAUAAAUAUGAUUAUCAUACAGCUUGAUUUUUUUUAAAACUUUUCCUUUGAUUUUACAUACAGUGUAUAUGCAUGAGUAAACAUAUUUGGUCAUGAAAGUGAUCAAUGACACAACCGUCCACAUGUUUUGUUUUUGUCUGGUUUAGUCAUUUUUACCUUUGUGCACAAAAAUGUGUAAAAAGUACUGUGUUGCAGAGAAUUUUUUGUGUGUUCAUUCUUGGUUCAUAUGUACAAUGUACAUGUAUAUAUUAUUUGCUUUCCCUUUCCCUUUUAAAUUUUGUUAUAUUAAGUUUUUCCAGUCUUUUUGAGUUUAUGUCUUUGAUGUACAUGUAAGCUUUAAAAAGAUUGCAGGAGACUGAUUUUGGAAUUUUAGGAAUGUCUUGUUUUGGGUUUUUUUGUUGUUUUUUUUUAAAUCUAUUUUCUGUUUCUCAAUACUGGGUUGGGGUUUUUUCUGGGGGGGGGGGGGGGGGGGGGGGGGGCUGUCUUAAUAGGAUAGGGAAUUCUCUGUUUAAAAGUAAAAGAAUGGUUUUAUGUAAUUUUUAAUAGUAAAGUGCAUUUGUGAUCAGGAUAUGUCCAUUCUUUAACAGUGUAUUACAAGUUCUAUGGUAUUUCUCCAUAUAGUAAAAGAUGUAGUUAAAAUGCAUAUUAAUUAUGCAGUUUUUGUGUUGUUGAAACUUUAAAUAAGAGUUUGCACUCUUUUUAUUCCAAGAAUGAUGUGUAUGCUUAAUUAAUACACACACCUCAUACGGACAGGAAAAUGACCCUCUUCAAUUUACAUCUAUAAACAUCUUUCAUUGCAAAAUAAGGCACAUGUACAAUAUGUGAUAGGAUAAAAUUGUUGGGUUGGACUCUGGUUUUUUAAGUAAUGAGUCAUAGAAUUUUAUUGGAUUAUGUAUCAUACUUCAGUGAUUCUGAUAGCAUUGACAUACAUGUAUAUGUGUUUUGUGUGCAGAUUAAUUUAACUUCAGAAUUUUUCUGGUUUUAGAUUAAAGGGAAAGAAAGUAACAUGUUCACUUUUACAGAUCAUGUGAUAUGCUUGAGUUAAGUAUGUGAAUAUAGUUUCACUGAUCAGGGUAUAUACUGGUAAUCUAAAAUGUUACUUUCAGACAAGAUUGAAUAAAUACAAUGUAUUAUUCACUUGCCUUCAAUAAAUAGUCAUUAGAGUA